CUUAAAAAAUCUAUGGCGAGACUUUUCUUUCACUUUGUAUUUGCUCUUAUUAUUGCAUCUUAUUUAUCAUCGGUAUCUGAUGCGAUCGUAAGAGACUUGCAUGAACCAUGCUUUUGUCCUUCUACGGAUCCUAACUGCAACUGUGGCGAUGAUCUUCACGUUCUUACUACCAGAGUGAUUGCCCCUAGCCCUCACAUCAAACAGUGUGUGCGUUGCCACAAAAACUCUUUUUGUAACAAAAUAUGUCCGCCAAAGUGCAAAUACAAAGUCUGUAUAUACAAUCGAGCAUGUGAUUUCGCUACAUGUUCGUGCUAUUUAUGCUGAUUAAGUGAUUAGUAAUGCAGCUUCGGUGGACGCGUAUA
This is a messenger RNA of Capsella rubella, 362 nucleotides long. RefSeq names its product defensin-like protein 268. The transcript is spliced from 2 exons. The record is from RefSeq and is a predicted model, not a curated record. NCBI's taxonomy places the organism in Eukaryota, Viridiplantae, Streptophyta, Magnoliopsida, Brassicales, Brassicaceae. Bases 13 to 324 code for a protein of 103 amino acids.